CCCAGCAGAUACACAUGGUGGAGGGGAGGGAGAGCCGUGCUCUGCAUGGCAUGGGCCUGAUCCUUGUGAGGUUGAGGAUCUCCUCUAGGGAACUCGCUGCCCUGAAACAAGGCAUCUUUUACACGCACUCACGCACACAAGCAUUUAUCAUUGUCCAGGCUGGGAUAAGAACAAUCUGCUGUCACUGCCCAGGAUAUUAGCAUUCAGAGAUGGGAUUAUAUGGUAGUCAAACAGGAGCUGAGAGAGAGGGAGUAUUGAAAAGAGCAAUAACCCCAUUUCUGGGAGGGAUUAGAACCAGAGAACAAUCCAGGCUACAUGAAAUGCACAGGCCUAAGGCAGAGACAGCCUAAUAGCAGGGGGCUGCAGGGCAGGACUGAUGAGCAUUGGCAGAGUUGUGUGGGGAACCAAGGACAGAAAUACAAGUGUAGUAUAAUGAUUGGGUCAUUAUUCCAAGCCAUAUGUAGCCAUUGGCUCCCAGACUGUCCAGUCAGAGCUGCUGUGUAUGGUUAAUCUCAUCCCAGUGAGCUUUGGAGGAUGAGGAGGUUGAGCAGAUGCUACCAAACCUUUUACACUCUAAUGACUUGAGGAGUUGCUCUGAUGCAUAUCUACUGAUACCAGUUGUUCAUUCCCCACCACACCUGGCAACAUCCCAUCUUGUUUUAUCCAUUACUCUCACUCUAUGGCCAGGAGCUGAGAGAAAAAAAAUCACUGUGUGGGUUUUAGGUUCCCACUCCCCGUCCAUUGGCAGUGUCACAUCUCUCCUUCUAUAUAAUUUCUUCCCUGUAUUUGGGGAGGACUUGGAAACCGAUUAUUCUCACCAGCCUCCAUAGUCCUGUCUGAGGUGACCAGGCACUGCAGCUGUGGUGGCUAGCUCUGGCCCAUAGGUGGCCUGAGUGAUUAGAUUGAUGCUUCCUGACGUCAGAUGAGAUCCCUUAAAAGGUAUUUAUCUCAGGAUUGGGCCAAAGCUGCAGGAGAGAUUAAAAGAGAUUGAGGCCAAGAUAAUCCCCCAUAGCAGCAUCCUGCAAAAGCAGCUGCCAAAAGGCCUUCAAGCAAAUGCUUUUGCCAGCCCACCCAAUACUAUUCCCCAUCCCACCUCUGCAUCCUCCUGGGGCCAUGAUCCCAGGCCUGCCCCCAUACCUGAGGGUUUCUAUUGUGUGGGGGUGGCCAGUAUACCACAAGGGGCACAGGCCCUUCUUCCCCUACCUGUCGGGUUAUGACCUGAGCUCUGUCCCGAUGAGGGGCUAUUUCUCAGGAGGCUGUUGGGAUUCAGUGUCUGGCACUGCCCCUUCACCACACGUUUUAUGAUCCUAGCUCUCUCUGCCUAAUCUUCAUCUGAUUAGUUUGUUACUAACAAACAAAGGGAGUCAAAUCUUUGUGCGGUGUUUUUCCCUUCAGAAGCAGCACACUCUCCUGUCCCUCCAUCCCCUCCCAUACCACCUGCUUUGCAUUAAGUCCCAAUCCGAUUUCCGCAACUCUCUGGUGUCUGAUUUAAUUUGCCUGACAUUGCUCCUAGAAUCAGCCCUCCCCAACCCACCUCUCCCCCCACCCCCACACACACAGCCUCCCAGCUCCCCAUGGGGAGAUCAGUCCUGGGAGAGACUGAUACACCAAGAGUGAAAGAGGGACACAGAGUGUGUGGAUAGCUGGCGCCAGGACAGGAAGGACUGAGUGGGAUCGCUGCGUGACUAGGGGCUCCCAUCCUGACGGGGGACUAAAUCCCCAGGGGACAAAGGGAGUGCCAACCAGGAGGGGACAGCAGCCACCUCACCCCACAGACCACGGUAAGGACAUUCCUUUGCUGCUGCUUGCCCUGAGCCUAACUCUGUCUCCUUGGCAUUUGGGUGGUUCUGUAUGCCCAAGUGGGUCCUAGAUGCCUUAUGUGACCCGCUCUGCAGGUCUGGGGGGGCCCUGGGUGUUGGUCUCAUUUUAUACAUAGAUGUGUAGCCUGUGGAAGGGGAUGUUUCUAUAGGAGGAAGGUUGGGGUUAAAAUCAACUCAUCUCUAUUGUACAUGGGAUGCAGAAACCCCUUCCUAGCAGGGCAAAAUCACAGCAGUUUCCAGUAUGUCACAGGGGUGUAUAACCCCCCUUGUAGGAAGCUGGGAGUCAGACUCUCCAAUAGGACCCCACACACUCGUGCUCCCCACCCGUCUCUUUGCAACAAGCUCCUAUCCCAUUUGGAGAAAAAGAGCAAGAUCAGGGUAAUUUUAUCCUUGCCUUUUGAUCUCCGAGGCAGAGGAAGGGGAUCAUCUCUCUAUCCAGCUCUGAAGACACUCAGGGUUACCGGGGCAAGUACACAGCACCUGCCUAGGGAUUACACAGGGACCAUGACAUCCCCUGUUAAUCCUCAGCCCUUCCGUGCCUUUCGCUUUUCUAUUUAAGGCUCUCCAGCCCCAGCUGAGCUGCAGCCCCCUUUCCAAGAUGGGUGAGGCCACAUGGGCUGAUAUAAACCGGAGGGUUCAACCCCUGCCCUCGCAGCCAGCUCCUCCCAACGAUUUUCUCCACUUCUCAUUCAAACAGGAUGAGGUGAUGUGGGUGACUCCCUAGGCAUGCUUACCCUUCGGAGUCGGUGCUGACUCUGGUGCCCCAGUGUGGUACUGGGGGGCUGUGCUGCAGUGCUGGGGGGCACUCUCCCCUCAGCCAUUACAGUUGGUUUAUGAUAUAUUUAAUACGCCUGCUCCAGUGACACCCAGGUGCCCAGUCAGUGGUGCUAAGCGCUGUACUGACGCUUACGAAGACACAGGCCCUGGCCGGAGGAGCUUAUAGGCCAGGAACAUGAGUGAUACAUGAAGGGGGCAGGGCAUGAUGAUAAUUGAAUAGACCCAUUUUUUAUAAACAAAGAUAGAUUUGCUUAGUUUAUUAUCAAUAGAUCAAUGCCUGCUGGGAUUUGACUGUUUGCUUAUAGGCAUCACAGCAGAGGAAGAUCAGUUGGAGGCAAAGGUGCUGGAACUAGGGGUGCUGCCGCAGCCCCUGGCUUGAAGUGGUUCCCAUUAUGUACAGGGUCUACAGUUGGUUUGAUGGCUCGCAGCACCCCCAAUAUGCAAAUUGUUCCAGCACCCCUGGCUGGAGGCUUUUCAUGGCUAAGAGGCAGCCUGGGAAGAGGCACAGGAAAGUGUGCUGAUUUCACUGGAAUGAGGAGGAGAAAUGGGUGAGGAGGGGAAAUGUGAUCGACGACAAGAGCUGUUCAACCAGGAAGAGGGGAGCCGUGGCGAAGAAAAGAAACUUGAAUAUAAUGAGGGAAGCCAAUGGAGGGAUUCAGCGAAGGGGGCAGACUAGCUCCAGUACCCCAGCAUGGUGCUAGGAAUGCUGUGCUGCAGUGGCCUGGGUGACUCAGUAGUGGGCACGUUCUCCCCCAAGUCACUCCUGAUCCCAAUGCCCUAGCACAGUGGUAGGGAUUGCUGUGCUGUUCGAGGUAUCAUCUUCCAGCUGAGUCAUUAAUCAAUAGGCUGACCUAUAUUGUCAAAACAUACUAGUGGUUUGGGGUUCCUCAGUUUUUGGGAACCCACCUUAAGACACCUUAAAGGGGCUUGAUUUUUGGAAAGUGAUGAGCACCCACCCUCUGAAAACCAGGCCCCUUUAAGGUAUCUGAGGUUGGUCACCCAAAAAUGGAGAUACCCGGAAUUGCUAGCUGCUUCAGAGAAUAUAGGCCCUUAAUCCAUCCUAGGUUUGAUAGAUCCAUGGGUAUUUCCCCCAAAGUCAGGGCGUUAAUUCCAAUGUCCUGGGCCAAUCUCCAGCUUGGGCAGGGGUUCUUAAACUGGCGUCGUGACCUCUCAGGAGGUCGCGAGGUUAUUACGUGGGGAUCACGAGCUGUCAGCCUCCAUCCUAAACCCUGCUCCACCUCCAGCAUUUAUAAUAGUGUUAAAUAUAAAAAAAGUUUUUAAUGUAUAAGGCGGGGAAUCGCACUCAGAGGCUUGCUGUGUGAAAGGGGGUCACCAGUACAAAAGUUUGAGAACCACUGAGCUUGGGGUAGUUCCAUUCUGCUUCCUUUAGUUUUCUUUGCUGAUUCAAUUCUGAGACUGGAUUCUCUUCCACUUCCUGUCCUACAUUUUCAUGCAGUAUCACUCUUAAGCACCUGCCAUGUCCUUCCCCAGAGGCAGCUGCAUUUUAGAGCUGGGAGGUGACUCACUCUCUGCAAAUCACUUUGGGAUGAGGCACAGUGGAGGCUAUGGGGAAGGUAGAGUUAUUAUUAUCUCUCAGCUGUGUCUCCUUGUCCUUCUGAGGCUGGAAACAAUUCCCAAACUUCAUUUAGAAUGUUUCCUCAAAGGGAUUUAAGGGUUCUGAUGGAGACCUGAGGCUGAGCCAUAGCUUCUCUCACUCCCUCUAUAUUUAGCUUUUCUAUCCCUCCUUAACAGUGUUCCUCUGUCCUUUUGAUCCUCCUACCACUCUGUAAACCCCUCAUCUUGUGCAACUCCUUUCCAUGUAGCAGCUUCCCACAACUCUGGCCCCCAAAACCAAUUCCAGAGUUUAAAAACAUAGCCAAGGAGAGAGAGAAAGAACUGAAUAGGCCAUGGGAGGAAAGGCAUAUUGGGUGAGACUGGAAAUGGGAUGAAUAGUAGGUAAGGUGGAGGAUCCAAGGAGGCUGCUCCAAAUGUGGCAGGAGCUGCAGAGUAGCAGGAAGUUCUCAGCCCCACACGGUGGAAAUGGGGGAAAGAGAAGUCGGUGAAGUCAACUAAAGCAAGCCUCUGGAGCGGUGUAGCACCCAAACAGCCAGGAUGCUGGAGGCUGGAUGCAAGGAAUCUGCAAUUGUCCGAGCCAGAGGAGAUGGAGCCUGAGAUGAGGAUUUCAGAAGAGGGGCCUGGAUUUCAGGAGCAGAGGCUGGAGGAGAUGAGCCAAACACCCUGCAAGAUGGUUCAACCAGAUACAGCACUCCACUUCCUGUCCCAAAGUGCCCUGUAACGCAGCUGUUAAAUGGCUGCCAAGUCCCACUCCAGAGAUGGCUGCAUCUCAGCAGGACUCAGGCUAUCCCGAGUGGAGGGCCCAUUGCUAGCCGAGCAAGAUGGGUGAAAUGGACCAGAUGAGGCAGGAGGCCGAGCAGCUGAAGAAGCAGAUUGCGGAUGCACGGAAAGCCUGUGCUGACACUACACUUGCUCAGAUUGUGUCCGGGGUGGAGGUAGUUGGACGCAUUCAGAUGCGUACGCGGAGGACCCUGCGUGGGCACCUGGCCAAGAUCUAUGCAAUGCACUGGUGCACGGACUCCAAACUCCUGGUCAGUGCCUCGCAAGAUGGAAAACUGAUCGUGUGGGACACUUACACAACCAAUAAGGUUCAUGCCAUCCCUCUCCGCUCGUCCUGGGUCAUGACCUGUGCCUACGCCCCCUCAGGGAAUUUUGUGGCCUGUGGGGGUCUCGACAACAUGUGCUCUAUCUAUAAUCUCAAGACUCGUGAAGGCAACGUCAAAGUGAGCAGGGAGCUCUCGGCCCACACAGGUUAUCUCUCCUGCUGCCGAUUCCUGGAUGACAAUAAUAUCGUGACGAGCUCCGGAGACACCACAUGCGCACUCUGGGAUAUUGAAACAGGACAGCAGAAGACUGUGUUUAUGGGUCAUACUGGAGACUGCAUGAGCCUGGCCGUCUCCCCAGACUUCAAACUCUUUAUCUCCGGGGCCUGCGAUGCCACUGCCAAGCUGUGGGACGUACGGGAGGGAACCUGCCGUCAGACAUUCACAGGGCAUGAAUCGGACAUCAAUGCCAUCUGUUUCUUCCCCAAUGGUGAGGCUAUCUGCACCGGUUCAGAUGAUGCCACCUGCCGCCUCUUUGACCUGCGGGCGGACCAGGAGCUCAUCGUCUAUUCCCACGAGAGCAUCAUCUGUGGAAUCACCUCAGUCGCCUUCUCCCGCAGCGGGCGUCUCAUGCUCGCUGGAUAUGAUGACUUCAACUGCAACAUCUGGGACUCCCUGAAGGGGGAGCGUGUCGGGAUCCUCUCCGGUCACGACAACAGGGUGAGCUGCCUGGGGGUGACAGCAGAUGGCAUGGCCGUGGCUACUGGCUCCUGGGACAGCUUCCUCAAGAUUUGGAACUGAAGAGGAUGAUGGGGAGAGGGAGAUUAUUGGGAGGAGGGUGUCCACACAAAACACAUUGUCAGUUGAGCACAAUUGAUAUUUCUACCUGUUAGUCACAGGCAUGUCUCUCUCUGAGUCUCUUUUGGGGGCUCCCUAGUCUGUAGGAGGGGUCUAGGGGAAAGGAGCCCUCCAUUAGCUGUUCCCCCCAACCCACUUCCUAAAUAUGCCAUAAGGCUUUCAGCCUGGGACAGAUUGUAGGACCCCAGAUAAAUGAGACUGUUUUGUAAGCUUUAGGACCUUGCACUGCACGCUCCGUGACACCCAUUGCUCCCCCAACUGACUCCACACCAUUUUAUCCCUACAUUGCCCCCCCACCCCAACCACCCACCAGAGAGACAACCACCAUUCCCUGAAAAAGACCCUACCUUGAGGCAGGGACCCCCCCACUACAUAUCUACAACCAUUUCUCCAUACACACCUCCCCUAAUCCUCCCAAAGAGGAACCCUCCUCCUUGCACACAGGGGUAUAGAGAAGAGAUUUUAGCCAGCUAGGACUCUGCAUCGAGCUUUGCUAAGAGGGGCUAAUUUCUGUGGGCCUCCUCCCUCCCCUGCACCAGUUAGCUGUUUUAUCUAUGCAUCAAAUGGGGGAGGGGAGUUUACUGCCACAUCUAGGGCAUCAAGGGCAGGGAAAUGUUAAUUUAUUUUUAUUUAUAUUCCUGUAGCUAUCCCCUUCCCCUCACCCACAUAUGCUGUGUAUUGCUCUUGCCCUUGCAUUAGCCUGUAGACCACCUCAGCCCCUGCUUUCAAGACGUAACUAUCAUACAGGAGUUUCAGGCAAAAUAAAGAGAUCAAGUGAGAUGCGUGUGCUGCAUCAUUUGAGAUAGACACUGGACUAAGCUGCUUCAAAUGGUGC
Messenger RNA from Chelonia mydas (Green sea turtle), 6908 nucleotides. RefSeq names its product G protein subunit beta 3 (gene GNB3). Gene Ontology annotation, cellular component: heterotrimeric G-protein complex; cytoplasm. Gene Ontology annotation, molecular function: signaling receptor complex adaptor activity; protein binding. Lineage: Eukaryota; Metazoa; Chordata; Testudines; Cheloniidae. The record is from RefSeq and is a predicted model, not a curated record. The transcript has 11 exons. The coding region runs from base 4994 to 6016 and encodes 340 amino acids. Gene Ontology annotation, biological process: G protein-coupled receptor signaling pathway.